Messenger RNA from Linum trigynum, 1065 nucleotides. The record is from the annotation of a GenBank genome assembly. NCBI's taxonomy places the organism in Eukaryota, Viridiplantae, Streptophyta, Magnoliopsida, Malpighiales, Linaceae.
CUCUAUUUCAAUCUCAUUCCCAAGUUCCAUAACCCGACCCGAGAACGCCCUAGUUCACUAUAUUUUAAUCACUAUGCAAUAAUCCGCUAUAAAAAAAAUCACAUAAUUCAUAAGUUAUUAAUCCAAGACGCGACCAUAUUCUGAUUCAGAAGUUAAUAGUUAUUUGCCCGUUAUCGUCCCUUAUGAUUAUUUUCAAUUAUUUUAAGCAUCCCCAACUAAAAAUCAUGAUUUGGUCACACAUGAAGAAGAAUAAAGAUGAAACCUUUCUCAUAUCCAUUAUUCUUAAAGCUAAUAUCUUCCCAUCUCUAUGGUCCUUCAAUCACGCAACAACUCAUUCAUUCAGCUCCCCACUUCUUAUUACUAAACUGGUGAACACAGUUUCUCAAAUAACCACACAACCUCACUCCCCACAUUAUGUUUAAAAAAAAAAAAACUUUGUAAAACCAAGCUAUAGUUCUCUCCCGUUUCCUGCAAUUCAAACCUGCAGCUAGCUGCUCCACCAACCCAUCUCUCCCGGCGGAAAAAAAUGGCGGCGGCGGCGCCGGUGGCGAUCGGGACACGUGGCACGGUGGGUGCACUGGUGAGGAAAGAGAUCGAGUAUUUUACUGUUGCUUCAGGGAGCCUUCAAGCGCAAGGGAAUUCCAGGAAAAUGGCUUCAAGAAGUGGUAGUGGGAGAUCGUUUUGGCCGUUUAGGAUCCGGUGGGGAAGGAAGAAAGCCGGUGCCGGCGGCGGCGGCGGGCUGCUUCAUCUGGGGAUGUGCUCCGCCGCGGAUGUUGCUCGGGAUGGCAUUGGGAUCUCCGGGAGGUUUGGUUAUCGAGUACUUAAGCAAGAUGAUGACUUUGAUACCUAUCGCUAGAAUGUGUAUGACAUACUUUUGUGUUCGAUUUGUUGAUUGUAUGGGAGUGUAGCAUGCACAAAUUUUGUUCAAGUUUUUUGGGUGGAUGGUAUUUCUAUAAAUCUAUAAGAAACGUGUUCUUCUAAACUCUUAUCAUUUCGCAUGAUUCCAUACAAACUACGAUAAUAUUGAUCAUCGAUCGAGCGUUCUAAUAAUACGACAACGCGAUG